Molecule: messenger RNA, 480 nt
Organism: Hydatigera taeniaeformis
Lineage: Eukaryota; Metazoa; Platyhelminthes; Cestoda; Cyclophyllidea; Taeniidae
Source: the annotation of a GenBank genome assembly
AUGCCCACCCCCGUUCAAUGCCAACCUACGAAACUGUCUGAGAGCAAGUUCUCACCCUCUCCUCCACCCCCAACCGUGAACACGCCAUGCACCAUGGGAGGCGGUGAAGGCCUUCACUGCGGUGCCACCAGCACCCGCAAGCCUCCCCCCCCCCCUUUUCUGUAUGCGUGUGCUGGCGCAGUGUGCCACUGCAUCGGUGCAAUCGUGGCCAGCACACCCGCGCCGAAAGGGCAAUUGCUGUUGUGCAGCAAUUUCCGAGGAGACGGUGGCCGCAAUGAUGGCGCAGUGGUCAAGUAUCCUGUUGCUGCUAAUGCCGCUGAUGGUGGUGACGAUACAGAUGAGACCUGUUGCACUGUAUCACUCGGCGUGGUGCAAUGUCUUGUAGCAAUAAUAAUAGGUGGGUGUAAGGAGGACAACGGAAGUGAAAGUGUGAGGUGUAGACUGCGGAAUGGAAGCAUGCACACCGACCAGCUCAAAUGA